AUGAAUCAUAGCAGCAAUCCAAAUGAUACUGCUGAUGGUAGUAAUGGUGCAAACUCCACGAAUAUAUCCACGUCAACAGGCAAGGAUUUUUUAUUUCGAUCAAAUAAAAAGUUAUCAGAUAUAAUUCAAACUCUUCCAAAGGAUUCUUAUGAAAUACAUGGUGAAGAUACGGUUUUAAUUAAGAAUCAAUCAAACGAAAUUAACAAAUUCUUCAUUGUUGAUAAACUUAAUCAAGAUUUAAUUGUUGAAUGUCCUUAUUCAUUUGAAAAUAUAUACAAAGAAGCAGAUAUAAGUUUGUUACCAUUUCUACAAGAUUCAUACUGCAUUAGUUCUGAAGGAAUAACGUAUCUUAUCUUCAAAAACUCUGACAGCAUGAAAGAGUUUUGUAUGAACUUCAACACUCAAAAAUUCGUCAAAGAAAGUAUUUCUCAAAGCGAAAAUGAAACGAUCAGAUUAGCAGAUUUCCUUUCACUUAAAGAACUCGACGAUUACAUAUUAUUAGACAGUUACAAAGAAUAUUUUGUUUGCAUCCCAUUUGCUCAAAACGAAGAUGAUGCUCAUCACCCAUAUCCUUGCUAUAUUCGUCUGCUAUUGAAGUUAAGUAUUCAUUUGGUGUAG
Trichomonas vaginalis G3 is the source of this 618-nucleotide messenger RNA. RefSeq lists its product as uncharacterized. The record is from RefSeq and is a predicted model, not a curated record. The transcript has a single exon. The coding region runs from base 1 to 618 and encodes 205 amino acids. Lineage: Eukaryota; Parabasalia; Trichomonadida; Trichomonadidae.